GAUAAGAAUGAAAAUGAAUAUUGUAAAAAUGCUGAUCUCGGAUUAGAACAUAUGAGAAAGGGACAAAGUUUACUCUCCAACAAACAUUAUAUUGAAAGUGUAGAAGAGUUAAAUCUGAGUAUACAGCUGAUGGAUGAAUCUGAGCUCGAAAAUAUUGGAUGGAUUGCUGCAUUUAGGUCAAGUGCCUGUUUUGAGAUGAAUCUUAUUCAUGAAACAAUAUCUGAUUGUAAACUUGCUUUAGAAAACCUACCGAAGGAGAAGAUAAUUCAAAGAUUUAAAAUUUGGGAAAGAUUGGCACUUUCAACUUCAUCAGUAGGGAGUCAAGCUGCACUCCUUCAAAUUUUAAGAAGCAUAAAGUCAGAACUGGAGGACUCAGAAAUGGAAAAAAGUAAAAUAGUUUCUCUCCUGGAGAGAUUAGCAACAAACCUGAGAUCCCAGAAACCAAGCUCUAGAUGCAGGCUGAAGAACGAUGAGGAGAAGAAUGAGAGGAAUGAUGAGGAUGGGGAAGAGCGUAGACCUGGAGACUGUGUUGAGGUUAGGGUUGGAGAAGCAGGAAGAUAUGUUGUAGCUACCAGAGAUAUUCAGGCUGGUGAACUAAUACUAAAGGAUCCCAGCACAGCUGCAGUUCUUAAUAUCCAAUAUAUCAGAACAAAUUGUUCCAACUGCUUAAAGCCUGCCAUUGCUGGUGUUCCUUGUUCCACUUGUUCCCAGGUUAUAUUCUGCAGUGUUAGUUGUAGAGCUAAUGCAAACUUCCAUGCUCUGGAGUGUAAAUAUAUUCAUAUAUAUCCUACCAUAGGUCCUCUAGCCCCUAUACUUAGAUUGUUUACGAGCAAAAGUUUUGAAUAUUUUAAAGAAAACUCUGCUCUAUUCCAAUCCUAUGAUCCAACUACAGACUGGAAUCUGGAACAGGAUUUACGAUGUGUUUUUAACCUGCAAAGAAGAGAGAAAGGAAGCCAGUAUAUUCUAGAGAUGACAGUCCAGGCUUACUACGUUCUAGAUUGUCUGAGAAGAAUGGGAUUCUUUGGAGAGAAAAGUUCAGAUGAGGAUGAAUUGUAUAUUGGUAGAUUAGCAUACUGCUUUCUACUGGGGGUAGAGGAGAACUCACAUCAAAUAGUAGAAUAUCAGAACCAUACAGGGUAUACAGGAAGUUUUGAUUCUUUGUUUGAUUCUGAAGAUCUAAUUGCAGUUAUAGGAUCUGGAGUUACAAGAUAUACCUCGCUAUUCAACAAUAGUUGUGAUGUAAACACAAUCAAAUAUCACCAGGGUAAAAGUACUGUGCUCCGAGCUAAGAGAUUAAUUAGAAAAGGUGAAGAAGUUUCAGAUUUUUAUGGAGAACAUUUCUUUAAUACCGAGAGAAAGAUUCGGAGAGAUCGUCUUGGUUUCCAGUGUAUCUGUACACCCUGUAGAGAAAAUUGGGGUUUAAUGAAGAAACUACCAUCGUUUACAGAAACUAAUAAGACGAAAAUAAAGAAAAAUUGGGCCCAGGAAAGACGACAUUUAACAUCUGCUUUAGCCAGGAUGGAUGUUGAAUCCAUCAAGGAUUCAUCACUAAAGUUAGGAAAACUUGCUGGAGUCUCCCCUCCUCAUCAGGAUCUUGUGGUCCCUGAGAUGUAUUUAAACUACAGCCUCUGCUAUCUAUAUGGAAACAAAUCUUUAAGAUUUCUUCAAUUUUCUAAAACUGUUUAAAAAAAUAAACCUUUUUUG
This is a messenger RNA of Eurytemora carolleeae, 1704 nucleotides long. RefSeq names its product SET and MYND domain-containing protein 4. Lineage: Eukaryota; Metazoa; Arthropoda; Copepoda; Calanoida; Temoridae. Bases 52 to 1686 code for a protein of 544 amino acids. The transcript has 20 exons. Gene Ontology annotation, molecular function: protein binding. The record is from RefSeq and is a predicted model, not a curated record.